Molecule: messenger RNA, 2367 nt
Organism: Fulmarus glacialis (Northern fulmar)
Lineage: Eukaryota; Metazoa; Chordata; Aves; Procellariiformes; Procellariidae
Gene: ADAM22
Product: ADAM metallopeptidase domain 22
Exons: 27
Biological process (GO): proteolysis
Cellular component (GO): postsynaptic density membrane
Molecular function (GO): metalloendopeptidase activity
Source: RefSeq, a predicted model, not a curated record
UUUAUUAAAUCAGUAUUUACAUUUCCUGCUCUUGACAGUGGGAUGUUCUAUGAUGGAAACCAUACUUACCUUAUUGAGCCAGAUGAAAACUACACUUCAGAUGAUGACUUCCAUUUCCACUCUGUUUACAAAUCCAAGUUGUUUGAGUUUCCUUCGGAUGACCUGCCAUCUGAGUUCUCGCAAAUGAAUACUACAUCGCAGAAGUUUGUGGUAAAGCCAAGACACGAAAGGAGUAAAAGGCAGGUUCGUCAGAUUCCACGUAAAGUUGAAGAGGAAACAAAAUACAUUGAGUUAAUGAUUGUCAAUGAUCAUCUCAUGUGUAAAAAGCACCGCUUGUCAGUCGGCCAUACAAACAGCUAUGCUAAAUCGGUUGUGAACAUGGCAGAUUUAAUAUAUAAAGAACAACUUAACACCAGGAUAGUAUUGGUUGCCAUGGAAACCUGGGCUACUGAUAACAAGUUCACCAUAUCUGAAAACCCCUUGGUGACCCUGCGUGAGUUUAUGAAAUAUAGGAGGGAUUUUAUCAGAGAGAAAAGUGACGCAGUUCACCUUUUUUCGUACUCUGAGAAGGAGGAGGGAAGAUGGUAUAACUUUUGUGGAGACAAUUUGUCAUGUGAGGGUUGUGAGGGGAGUCGAUUUCAGAGCAGUCGGAGUGGUGUAGCCCACACUGGUGGAAUCUGCUCCUUGCUUAAAGGCGGAGGUGUGAAUGAGUUUGGAAAGCCAGACUUAAUGGCAGUUACUCUGGCACAGACCUUGGCCCAAAACAUUGGCAUUUUCUCAGACAGAAGAAAACUUAUAAGUGGUGAGUGUAAGUGUGAGGACACGUGGUCUGGAUGCAUAAUGGGAGACACAGGGUAUUAUCUUCCAAGCAAGUUCUCCAAAUGUGAUAUUGAAGAGUAUCAUGAAUUUUUAAACAAUGGAGGUGGAGCCUGCCUUUUCAAUAAACCAACCAAACUUCUGGAUCCUCCAGAAUGUGGCAAUGGCUUUGUGGAAGAUGGAGAAGAGUGUGACUGUGGGACGAUAGCAGAGUGUGCCAGUGAAGGAGGAGAGUGCUGCAAUACUUGCACCCUGACGGCAGGUUCCCAGUGCAGCAACGGGCUUUGCUGUCGAAAGUGCCGGUUUGAACCUAAAGGAGUUUUGUGCCGAGAAGCAGUGAAUGAUUGUGAUAUUGCAGAGAACUGCACAGGAAAUUCCAGUCAGUGUUCUCCCAAUAUUCAUAAAAUAGAUGGGUAUUCAUGUGAUAACAAGCAGGGUAUCUGUUUUGGAGGAAGAUGUAAAACCAGGGACCGGCAGUGUAAAUAUAUCUGGGGUGAAAAAGUGACAGCUGCUGACAGGUACUGCUAUGAGAAGCUGAAUAUUGAAGGGACUGAGAAAGGAAACUGUGGAAGAGACAAGGACUCUUGGAUACAGUGCAAUAAACAGGAUGUGCUUUGUGGAUACCUUCUGUGCUCCAAUAUAUCCAGUGUGCCCAGACUUGGAGAACUUGAUGGUGAAAUCACAUCAUCAAUCUUGCAGUUUGGAAAAGUCUACAAUUGCAGCGGCGGCCAUGUGAAGCUCGAUGAGGAGACGGACCUGGGCUAUGUGGAGAACGGGACGCCGUGCGGGCCAAACAUGGUGUGCCUUGAGCAUCGCUGCCUCCCCACCGAGGCCUUCAACUUCAGUACCUGCCCAGGCACCACAGACAGCCAAAUUUGUUCAGGACAUGGUGUUUGUAGCAAUGAAAUAAAGUGUGUCUGUGACCGAUUCUGGGGAGGAGAUGACUGCAGUUCUCGCAUCAAAGAUGAUAUAUUUUUUGAUAAAGAUGCCAUCAAUAAAGGUGUUGUCAGCACAAAUAUAAUAAUCGGGGCUAUUGCUGGCACCAUUUUAGUGUUGGCUCUCGUUUUAGGAAUAACUGGUUGGGGUUACAAAAACUACAGAAGACAGAGACAAAUACCCCAGGGAGAUUAUGUAAAAAAGCCUGGAGAGGCCGACUCUUUUUAUAGCGACAUGCCUCCUGGAGUCAGCACAAACUCUGCAUCUAGUUCUAAGAAGAGGUCAAAUGGAUUAUCUCAUUCCUGGAGUGAAAGGAUCCCAGACACAAAACAUAUUUCAGACAUUUGUGAAAAUGGAAGGCCUAGGAGUAAUUCUUGGCAAGGUAAUAUAGGAGGAAACAGAAAGAAAGUCAGAGGCAAAAGAUUUAGGCCACGGUCUAAUUCAACUGAGACACUGUCUCCUGCAAAAUCUCCAUCUUCGUCCACUGGAUCUAUUGCUUCCAGCAGAAAAUACCCUUACCCGAUGCCACCACUUCCUGAUGAGGAGAAAAAAGCCAACAGGCAAAGUGCCAGCUGUGGGAGACAUCCAUUUAGCUGCACUGUUUUCCUUGGGUGA